Molecule: messenger RNA, 507 nt
Organism: Dibothriocephalus latus
Lineage: Eukaryota; Metazoa; Platyhelminthes; Cestoda; Diphyllobothriidea; Diphyllobothriidae
Source: the annotation of a GenBank genome assembly
AUGUCUCGUCGGCGACCCCCACUUCAGCGCCCGCAAGCAUGUUUGGAGGAACACUUUUCGGUCAGCAGUCAGCCCCCAGUGAGUAGCGAAGUCUCUUCUCCUGACUUUCCAUUUAAAAAAACGGUGUUGUUUAUUGUGCAGCCUGAUGUCUCCGCGACAACAACCACCGCCGCUGCCGCCUCUGGUCUCUUUGGCAGCACCGUCUUCGGUCGUCAAUCUGCCCAGGCCCUCCCUCUCUCGACUGUGGUGAAGUUUGGUUACAGACCUUCCAUGUCAGUGGCCAUCUACCGGGCCGAUGAGGAGAACUUGUUUGCCUCAACUCAGACAACAACAGCUCCUCCUACUGCUCCCUCUUCCAUCUUCAGUAGCAGCAGUGGUGGUGGACUUUUCGGGUCGGGCGUCGGCGGCCAGCCUACAGGUUUGUUCCUCUUGCACUGUCUGUCGACCUACUGCAGAAGUAGAAAUACCCAGCGAUCGCAUCACGGGGCUAGCCGCGUGUGUUUUUAA